Messenger RNA from Zootoca vivipara (common lizard), 1085 nucleotides. NCBI's taxonomy places the organism in Eukaryota, Metazoa, Chordata, Lepidosauria, Squamata, Lacertidae. The record is from RefSeq and is a predicted model, not a curated record.
AUAAAUUAGGGUAUUGAUGCUCUCGCACAUCUUGCAAGCGUUUUAAGGAUUGCAAGAUGUGUGAACAAUAAUAGUCUUUAUCUGUAGGUUGUGUUUUAUCAGGUUUGACCUGAUGGCUUCAUGUUUAUUCCUGGUUCUAGGUUUUUCUUUUAAAAUGCCACUACUUGAGAAACAAGAAAAUAGUGAGCAGAUGCUAGUGAAAAAUGAAACCUAUCUGCAGAUUUUAAAAAACAAGGACCAGAGAAAGAGGCUUGUACAUGAAAUCUGCACCUUUUUGGACAGCAGCCAAUCUGUUCAGGAAAUUGAUGCUCUGAGAACAGAAAAUAGGAAGCUAAAAAAUGCGAACUCCCGGCUGCGUUAUAAAACAAAAGAUUGGGCCCUAAAGAAAGAAGAAUAUGAAAAUGAGAUUGAGAGGCUUUCGGGUGAGAUAUCAAAUUACUUGAAUGUCACAAACUUCUGGUAUGAAGAGUCAGAGCUUCUCAACAGCCAAGAUAAAAGAAUUCUAAGUGAACCUAGAAAACAUGCCAGCACUCAGACAGAGGGUGCUUUUGUGCUCGAGAAGAGAACUGUUGAAACUCAGACUGGAGAAGAUAGCUCUAGCUAUGUUGUUGAAGACUCAUUAUCACAGCCAUACCAGCCAGCUUGAAAAUGUAGCUGUUUUUGAGACUUCCUGUGGUGGCGGCAAGCUGGAAUCUUGUACUUGCAGUGCUUAUGUGUUUCUGUUGUGUUUAUCAUUGCCUGUAGAAGAGUCCUUGCCUAUAUUAACAAUAUGAAACAAACACAGGAUCGAGUAUAUCACAAUUUAUUCACUGUGACAUAGUUUAUUGUACUCAAACUUUAUGUAUUCCUUGAUGCCUAUUUAUCUGACUAUUAAAAUUACUCAGAAAAUGCAAAUAGAGAAUUGUAUCCAACUAACUCAGAGUAAACCUACUGAAAUCAAUACACAUGACUAACUUAAAUCCAUUGAUUUCAAUGUGUCAUAUGACUUAAGUUGAUACAACCCAGUAUACAUAAAUACAUAUACAUACAUACAUAUAUUUGGGAGGAUCACACCAGUUGCUUAAUCUAGGUGCUUAUUUGUUGAA